Messenger RNA from Anarrhichthys ocellatus (wolf-eel), 6339 nucleotides. Its product is annotated as cGMP-inhibited 3',5'-cyclic phosphodiesterase A. Gene Ontology annotation, biological process: signal transduction. The transcript is spliced from 14 exons. The record is from RefSeq and is a predicted model, not a curated record. Lineage: Eukaryota; Metazoa; Chordata; Actinopteri; Perciformes; Anarhichadidae. Gene Ontology annotation, molecular function: 3',5'-cyclic-nucleotide phosphodiesterase activity. Bases 805 to 3924 code for a protein of 1039 amino acids.
UAAAUUUUAUUUUUUUUACAAAAAUAUGACAUUCAAAAAUGUUGAAGAAAAAAGACCAAUCUAGACCAAAGUCAGAUAUAAUGAGGCCAACGCCUGCUGGUCUGUCUGGGGAAAGAUAUGAGGGGUUUCAUUGCUGCUGCACUAUCUUGCUCCCUGCGUGGAGUCGGAACUCGGGGGUGUGAAUGAGCAGAAACUCGCGACUGGUUGGAGAGCUGGUGACAAACAGUCCGGAUUGGCACCUCAAAACGCCGAGCAAAAACCUGACGGACGGUCAAACUGCUUAAAUUCCUCAGCAGCGUUUAUCCUCAAAAGUAAAAGGGAGCCUCUACUUUUUCAGAAGUGGUCAAACAAUGGACAGGGAGAGCGCGUUUUAUCGCUGAAUGCUCACGGAACGUGACUGAUGUUUUGUAAAGACUGCCGCUGCUGCACGGACCGGGCCGUGGAGGAGCCACAAAGCGAAGAGAAGGACAGCAGAAGUCAAAGAGACGGCGCUCCACAGAGGAAGGAGGGCAACGCAGGACGCGUGUGUGCAGAGAAGCAGUGCCCUAGAUCUGAAUAACCUCUGAGUUUCUCUGUCAUUCAGGGCUCCGUUCAUGCCAUUUUCCAACCCGCACCUGGAAAAACAAAGGGAAAUGCGUUCAGUGGCAGCACAUCUCCAUGCGUAAAUGGAGCCCCGUCGGCGCGUAUUCGCUGCACUUUUUCAGUAUAAUAAAUUACGGUUGUCACUAACUCUUGUCCUGUCCCAUGACCACACGGCUAUAGAUGCAUUAUAGACUUCCUCAUACUUCACAUCUACCAUGAGUGAUGGCGAUGCCUGCAGAAUCUGACAGUGCCGGUGCGCAGAGCGCUCAUGAAAAAAGCAUCGGCGCACCGGAUCGCAAUGGUUAUGUGAAAACAUGUGUCAUCCCACUGUGCAGUGACCGAGAUUACGAGUCGUGGGUGAGGCUAAUGUUCACAAAAAUACGGAGUUCCCAGAGACUCCGGAGUGCGGUGUGUGUGGGGUCGCUCUCUGUUUUUCUCGCUCUGUUGGUCAAAUGUGCAGACUGGAGAGCUGAAGCCAGCAGCGCUGACAACAGACCCUCGCAUUCAUCGUCUCUCCUUCACUUCGUUUCAGGCUGCGCGGCGGAGCUGUCGCAAACUUGCUGGAGUGUUGUUUCCUCUUUGUUCACCCUGGUAUGUGCCUUCUUUUGGGUCGGUGUCUACUUAAUCCGCUGCGGAGUUCUAAUCCAGACCGCCCUCUCCCUCCUAACCUUGUGCCACCUGGGCGAAGCAGCAGCGUGGUCUCUCCUGGACGGGACAGAUGAGCAGCUAUUUUCAUUCACGACAGCAGCCGUGGUCGUGCUCAUCUGCGUGGCCACCGGCGCACUCAUGGUAGCGCGGCUGAAUCAGGGCAUAUCUGUGGUCGUUUUCAUUAGCCUAGUCAGGACUGUCUCACUUUUCUCGCUGCACAAAGUACGAGCCACUUGGAGACCGUACGUAGCGUACCUGGUUGGAGUGCUGGGCAUCCUGCUGGCGAGGUAUGCUGACAAGCUCCUUCCCAACCAAGGGAGACACAAGGAGGGCUGCACCCCCGUGACUGGAGCUAGGGAAGAGAUCCCUGUAUUUAAAAGGCGCAGGAGGUCCAGUUCUGUGAUAGCCUCAGACAUGGCACACAGUCAGUCCAACAGUAAGUCACAUCGCCGGACCUCUCUGCCAUGCAUCCAGAGGGACCAGAUGCUCCCCCGUUCGGAUUGGGACCACAAGAGAGGCUCCCGGGGAUCACAGUCAUCCGGCACCACUGUCAUGGUGGACAUAGCAGUGAUGGGAGAAGCCCACGGACUAAUCACAGACCUGCUGGCUGACCCCUCUCUGCCCCCCAACACCUGCACCUCACUGCGGGCCGUCAGCAACCUGCUAACCACCCAGCUCACCUUCCAGUCGCUGCACCGGCCGCGCCCCGCUCCACUGCUUAACCCCGGCGAUGCCUACACAUUAUCCGACUCAGAGGAGGGGCCAGAGAAAGGGGAGAAGACGUCCAUCCAUAAGCGUCUGAGGCGAAGUCUCCACCCUGGUCUUCUGAGGAGGAUCUCUUCCACGUGGACCACCACCACCUCCGCCACAGGCCUGCCCACCAUUGAGCCUGGGCCCGUCCGAAGGGACCGCAGCGCCAGCAUCAAACCCUACCAUGAAGCACUCACCUGCAGCUGUGGGAGACCAUACAUCAGACUGAGCCAUGGGGAGGGUUCUAUAGACAAGGGAGACAGGAUACCACGGUCAGCGGAGGACCAAGUGGUGGCGUCAUCAGACUAUGACAGCACCCACGAAGCCAACCACGGUGACAGCAGUGAUGUAGCACACACAGAGGAGGACACAGAGGAAGGAAAAAACCCCGCCCAGAAUGUCAUCCUCCACCCACUAAUACCUCCUGAGCACUUGUCACAGGACAAACCAAUUCUGGCUCCAGAGCCGUUAGUUAUGGAGGACUUAGAGCCUUUGAUGAGUCAGCUAAAUAAUUGGAACUUCCCCAUAUUCAGUUUGAUGGAGAAGACAAAUGGGAAAUGUGGACGGAUCCUCAGUCAGGUCUCCUACAGGCUCUUUGAAGACACUGGCCUGUUUGAGACCUUCAAGAUCCCUGUAAAUGAAUUCAUGAACUACUUCCAUGCCCUUGAGAAUGGUUACAGAGACAUACCAUAUCACAACCGGGUCCACGCCACAGAUGUGCUUCAUGCGGUCUGGUACCUCACCACGCAGGCUGUGCCUGGUCUGCCCAGCCUCAUUACUGACCACGGCUCUGCCAGUGACUCAGACUCCGACAGUGGAAUAACACACAGUCAUAUGGGCUUCCUGGUUUCAAAGACCUACACUGUGUCAGAAGAUGGUUACGGCUGCCUGUCAGGCCUCAUACCUGCUCUGGAGCUCAUGGCCCUUUAUGUGGCCGCUGCAAUGCACGACUACGACCACCCUGGGCGGACCAAUGCUUUCCUCGUGGCCACCAGUGCCCCACAGGCAGUGCUUUACAAUGAUCGAUCCGUCCUGGAAAACCACCACGCUGCCUCAGCCUGGAACCUCUUCAUGUCGCAGCCGGAGUACAACUUCCUCGUCAACCUGAACCACGGGGAGUUCAAGCGUUUCCGUUUCCUGGUCAUUGAGGCCAUAUUGGCCACUGAUCUGAAGAAGCACUUUGACUUCCUAGCUGAGUUCAAUGCCAAGGUGGGGGAUGAUCCAUCCACGGGUAUUGAUUGGUCUAAUGAGAACGACAGGUUGCUGGUCUGCCAGAUGUGCAUUAAACUGGCUGACAUCAACGGGCCUCUGAAGCACAAGGACCUGCAUCUGCUAUGGACCGAGGGCAUCGUCAACGAGUUCUAUGAACAGGGCGAUGAGGAGUCCAGCCAGGGCCUCACGAUCAGCCCCUUCAUGGACCGAGCGGCACCACAGUUGGCCAAACUCCAGGAAUCAUUCAUCACACACAUUGUGGGACCGCUGUGCAACUCCUACGACUCAGCCAGCCUCAUUCCUGGACGAUGGGUGGAGCCCAACCCGGAGGCAGAGGAGCCAGAGAUCACCGAGAAUGAGGAGGAGGACGAUGAGGACACCGCAGAGGAAGACACGUCCACCAGCUCAGAAGCAUCACAGAAAGGAACAUCCAAGAACAGAAGGAAAGUCUUCUGCCAGAUCACCCACCACCUGCUGGAGAACCACGAGAUGUGGAAGAAGGUGAUCGCAGAGGAGGCCCAGAAACAGGGCCAAGGAGCAGAAUCUGUCCAUUUAAACAAUGUAGCCGAGCCAAUCCUGGCUAUUCACGAGGAGGAGGAGGAGCCAGGCAGCCGAGAGGAGCUAGUAGAAGGAGAGGAUCCAGAGGAGGGGGUGGAGGAACCAGAGUGGCCCGUUUCUCCGCAGGAGGACUCUGAACCUCCAGUGGAACUAGCGGAGGGGGACCCACAGUGAAACAGCCUAUUGGAAAUAUGGCGCCAGUCAGGGCAAGGACAUGAAGAAGUAUUUCUUGUUUUCUUAUCCUAUCAACUGACCCCUGUCUUUGCCAGCACUUCACUUUGACACAACACUGUAGAUGUUUGGGAAAUGUGUGCCUAUACAGAAAAAAAAAAACAGGGUGGGAAAAUUUGUGCUUUACACAUUUUAUCUGAAUAUCUGGUUUCACCAAACAGUUAAAGGAGCUUUCCAUUUUGCAAUACAGGAUUAUUUGUGUACUUUGGGAUACAGACUCUUUUGCUACUGUCAAGAGAAGAGGAAAACUGCUCGCACAGACCUCAACCCAAUGUGGUAACACAGGACUGCAGAAAUUUGCUGCCAAUUUAUACAUAAUUAUUUUCUGAAUGCAAUUAUAUAUAGACAUCACAGUUACUUGUACUUGUGUUUCAAUUUUAGCAAGAGUUUUUGGAGGUCUCACAUGGGCCAUAAUAUGUUUUCUUUUUCUAUAUAUGGAUUAUAAAGGGAGUCAAUCAAAUGAGGAACAUUGGCGCAUCAUUUAUUCCUUCCAACUUCAGCCAAAAUGAAUCGCUCACCCGUAGGAUUUAGCAUAUGAAAUCAAAUGAUAGCACUUUUUUGUCUUACAUUUGUUGCCAAAAGAAGUACUUUAUACGAUUUGGUGUAUCCAUAUGACUUUAUGGUUGGAGACUCGAGGCUCCUUACACUCCUGUAUUUGUGUGCGUGCGUGUGUGUCUGCAUGUUUAAAUUAGUGCGCUCAAAUGCACAAUCCUUCUGCAGAGAACAUAGAUAGAUUUAGCAGAUUUAUCCGUGCCACCUCUGGUCUCCAGCCCCAUGGUGAAUAUAGUGGUCAUUACAGGGUUCACUGUUUCUAAUGUGGUCCAGAGGCCUGCUCUGACGAGGCAACAAAGGGAUGUUGGAAAUGAAUCUGUGCUGAAUACAAAACCAAAAAGGGAAUACAGAACAUACAGUAAUACUACCAAAGUGUUAAGGGACAAACAACUGCAUUCUUAAAACACAAAGAACUAACUAAAUAUAUUCAACAAAAGUCACUAAAAUAAAUGAGAUGUAAAAUCAUACAAAGUUCUUUGAAGAUGGCCAUAGGUAGACUAACUAAUACACUGUCCUACAACUUUUUUGUCUUUUUAUUUGUUGUUUUUUUUGCAAUUUUUGACUCUAUGUAUUUGGAUUCAGUGUGCUGUAUUAUAGUCUUUAUUUACUGGUUCUCAUUAUGUAAAAACCUGCAAAUGAUGCUGACCUUUAACCCUCAGGAAAAACUCAACUGUUGAAAUUCAAAGUAAACAUCUGUAUCACCUGUGAGGACAGUAAGUUACAGUUACGGUUACAAAUAUGCAGGGAUAGUAAGCUUUGAAUAUGUUCAUAGAAGGCCAAGAGCCUUUAUGCCACAACCCCUUUGACUAUUACAACAUCUUUGCAUCUAAAGUAGAAAAUAUUGCUCUUAAUGAAAUGGGUAUACAUUGCAGUAAAAGUUAGAUUUUCAGUAAUGGCCAAGACGACGGUGUUGGCAUGCAGUAUGUCUUAUUUAACUUUUACUCUUUGGAACAUCAAGUUUGUCAUUUGGAUUUUCUCCCAAUGUUCCGUCCCUUAUACUUAGUCCUUGUGAAUUUAUCCCAACAUUUGGCCCUAAAAGUUUGUGUCCCAUCACUUUUUAUGGUGGAAAAUAAUUGCAUUAGUAGCACAAUGCGAUUAUAUUCAGAGAUGACAUUGUCGACCUAUAACGCAAAUCUUUGGGUCAUUGUUUUCUUAUUGCUUCAUGACCACUGUGAUAAUAAGAACAAAAAGGUAGUGAGUAUGUUAGUUGUAGCAAUCGUCUACAUAGAGCUUUCCUGUGAUGUAACUUACAAUAGGUGUAGAGCUUCAGGCCCUUGUGUCCUGCAUUGAUAUGCUCUAAUAUCACCCAAUGUUCCCAGCUGUGGUGACUCCAUCUGUAACGGCCUGUUAACUGCUGCCCUGACGCGCCUCUCUGCUACAGUGUAAAGGGGAAGAGGACGAACUCAGGAACUGCAGCUUUUAGGCCAAGCAAGUUGAAUAUAAUUGGUUGACCAACUGAUUAGAAAGGCAUUAGACAGCAAAUCAGAUCAAACUUGAGGCAGCCACUGAAUCAGACACUGAAUGCGUUGCCUCACUCAUUGUAUUUUAUAUACAAAAUCCCUCCGGUUUUCUCUAUGUUGCCUGCAAUUCAUCCCGAAUGAGCUAUAUAAUCAUCAUGACAUAUACAAUAAACACAUUUUAUUCAGCAUUUUAAAAAACCUGAUGCGAUCAAACCAAUGUAAUAUAGGCAAGCAAUUCAAUACAACACAAACUUCUUUGCUAAAGUGGUCCAGAAUUAUUAAUAUAUAUAAUUACAUCAACUUAAACUCUGUGUGUGUGUGUGUGUGUGUGUGUGUGUGUGUGUGU